AUGGAGCUCGCGUAUCUCUUCGUCUUGCAGUUGUGCUCUUUUGCACUGUUCUACGCUAGAACUACGCAUGCGGCUACGGCUCGCAUUCUCGUCUAUACUGCUACUCAACAAUUCAGGCACGACUCUAUCCCGACUGCUUUGGAAGCGUUGAAGGCGAAGCAGGCGUCUAUUGAUGUGGAGUUUGAGAACACAGAGGAUCCGUCGCAGUUCACGGACAGUAACCUUGCGAACUACGAUGCUUUGAUAUUUCUCAGCACGACAGGAGAAGAUGUUGCACUUCAACGAUACUUCAAUCUGGGUGGCAAUUUCGUAGGGAUACAUUCGGCUUCUGAUACACUGCGAAACAGCACCGCAUAUAUAAACCAACUCGGUUCACGUUUCGACUAUCAUGCGGACCUGCAAAAUUUCACAGUCAAUGUGAUAGAUGGAAAUCAUCCAAGUACAAGCAUACUUCCGACAAACUGGGUUAUCCCCGACGAAGUGUACAACUUCGAAAUUGAUCCUCGAAGUCUUGGUGCCACAGUCGUCUUAGCCGCAGACGAGUCGACUGUUGUUGAUAAUGGAGUACGAAGGUUCGACCAGGGAACACCGCACCCGCUAGCAUGGUUCGCAGAGAGAGGUGCAGGUGUCCAGGCUGGUAACGUGGCAGGUCGUAGUUUCUACACCAGCCUUGGCCAUCUGAACGAAACAUGGAGGGACGAGCUGUUUAUCUCCCAUGUGAUUGGAGGAAUUUCGUGGGUCCUGCAAGGAAAUACUACGAGAGCAUAUAACUCCAGUGCACAAGUGGGAAGCCUUCAAGCAUCCGGUUCUAGUUCUUUGGCGGGCAGCCCACCCUCAACAGCUACCACGACAAGCCCUCCUCCAAGCGGUUCUCAGAAUACUUCUUCGUACGUCUCCCUUCCUAGAUGA
Cyclocybe aegerita is the source of this 909-nucleotide messenger RNA. Lineage: Eukaryota; Fungi; Basidiomycota; Agaricomycetes; Agaricales; Hemipholiotaceae. The record is from the annotation of a GenBank genome assembly.